CAACGGAGAAAAGGAAAAACUGUAGAGCUAAUUUUUCUCGUGAAAAUCUCGUAAUCGAUGAUUUUACGAAGGUGAACGCCUGUGCGCGCGAACACGAAGAGAGAGAGAGAAACAGCGCAUACCAGUAACUACAUAAUUGAAUUGCAAGCUUGCCGAUCGACUUCGGCAUUCCAAUUAAAUGCAAGUUGAAGGCAAGUUGCAUACGAAACGGUCAUUGUUUUUCUCUCUUAUUCCACGGACAAAUGGUAAUCGAUGUUAACGAAGGUGAAAAAAAAAAAGAUCCACGUUACAGGGAAAGAAGAGACGAUACGAGGAUCUCGCUGGCAACGAUAAUACAAGUAUCGAAUAGCAGAAGGCAAGGCUCAAACGAGAGAGGAGGAACAGGUGUGCCGCGAGAAUAGAAACAACAAAAUUGUUGAAAGAAAUAACAGAGUGGUGGUAGACGAAAGAGUAGGAUAGAGAACGGAAGAAACGAAAAAUAAUCGAACGAAAAGAAAAACGAAAUGGAACAGAAGGGUGAAAAAGGAAGAAGGAGUACAGGUAAGCAAGGGAGGAAAGAGAUAGAAGGUAGGAAACACAGAAGGACAAGGUGGAGCAAGAAGAAUCCGCGUAACGAGUACGUUUCAGGUACAGCGGUUGCAUCUUGAAGAGAAAUGUAUAAAGUAUAAGGAAAGAACGAAGGUAAUGGAGUGGAAUGGUGAAACAGGAAUGUACUAGGAAUGGAAUAUAAAGAGAACAAAAUGGAAUGGAUUGGAAUGGAGUAGAGUGAAGUGGAGUGGAGUGGAGUGGAUUGGAGUGGAGUGAAGUGGAGAGGAGUGAAGUGUAGUAGAGUAGAGUGGAACGGAGAAAGAAGAGCAGAGAAGGGAGUACUCAUUCAUGCUUUGCCUCCAACUGUUAGAAGUUCAGUCGAACGAAUGGUUGAGGUUCGCGCACAGCACGAAUGCUGCGAGCCGUUUAAAUCUCGGACCGGCUCGAAUCAUGUCGCAAAACAGAGAACGUAACACGUAUAUAACCCGUUCGUCGUAGAUGAUAGAAGGUAGAGAACGCAAGGACAUUGGAAACAGUGUGGGAUACAUAUAUCAUGUGUAGCGAUCAACGAGAAGGAAACAUUGGACGAUUUUCUUAGUUCUCGGUGGAACGUGUAUAUCUUUUUCACAAGAUAAAACGACUGUGAACCUUUCAAAGUGAAUUAACCUUUGAUCGAUAGAUCUUCAUUGAUCUUCGAACUUGACCGAAUAAAUUAUUGGCAGAUUUGAUACGACUACUAUCUUUCGUAUUCGCUCUUCAAUCGUUACGAUGAGAUUACGAUCGAUCGUUACGCACGUGAUAACCGAUCGAUGGGUGUUGUAAAAUAUUCUUAACGAUUAGAUGAAUGCGUGCUAUUAUUUCUGAUGAACGUUUUCCAUUUUACUCAACGACUGUCGUUCUUAAUCUUUCCUGUAGUUUGAAUGUUUGUGAUCGGUGAUCGCGACGAUCACCGAUCCUGAAAACGGACGAACGCUUCUUCAUCGUACGUAACGUUUGAAAAGGAAAAAAAGAACAGAAAAGAAAAGGGUGCGCGGGAAAGGAUGGCCGAGUUGACGUGCUUGUUAUUAGCGAUGUUCGGGCAGCUGCUCGUUCGUGGAAGCAAGGGUAGUUUUCUCGGUAUAGAACUGGACAAGACCGGGCAGAAGUUUCUCAACGAAUAUCUGUCUCUCGAGGAAGGCAAGUACCUCGGCGAGUUGCAGCCGUUUCAAGACACAGCGAUCGAGCUCGAUCUGAUCGAUCAGAAGAGGAAGCAUCGACCGAUGCAUCAACCACCGAGGGUUCUCUAUCAAAUUGGGGAUAGCGAGGAGGAGCUGCCCGAGUGCUCGGAUCGAAGCGAGGUUUGCAGCAAGGUGGAUUUAUAUGGGUCACCGUGGGUCGAGAGACAAUGUCGUUGCCCGGCUGGCCGAAGUUGUCCUAGUAGUCUACACGGAGACGAUGGGCACACUAUAGUCGACAAGACGCGACAGUACAAGCUUUGCGAGCCGGUGAAACGUCUUCCUAUCUGUCGCUACUUCAAGGACGUGACAUGGACCUUAGCUCCUGGAGGGGGCCCGGCUAACGCAACGGUUCAACGAGUUUAUUGCCGAUGUCGACCGGGCAGCGUACCUUAUCUAGUUCGAAGACAAGCCUAUAGAUCUUCCGAGGGAAAUCCAGGAUUUCUCUACGCAUUUGCUUGCUCUCCGCAAAGCAGGCUACGCUGCCAGCACAAGGAACCCUGUCGUCUCUUUACCGUACGAAAGAGAAGAACCUCGCAACUCGAAGAGGUGAACGCUUCUCCUCUAUGUCAAUGUCCAAAGGGUCACCGAUGUCCUAGGCGACACACCGAUCCAGGAUCACUUCCGGCAAGAUCGUAUUCCGGCGUUUUGGAGAUUAAGACUUACAGCGGAUACUGCGUACCUUCGCAGCCUCACCAUUCCGAAGCGGUUUACACCGUCUGAUAUCGAAACGACGCCUCCUAUAAGAAUAUUGCAUCUGUACAUACCUAGAGCUGCUGGCACACCCGUUCGUUUCAUUUUCAAAUAAAACGAGCCGAGUUAAGCUAGUCGCCCGAUAUUCGCGACAUUAGCGUCGAAAGGAACUUACGAUCGCGAAACCGACGAUUCCUAUCCGCGUCCACUGCCAAUUAAUUGAUAAACGCUCUUCUUUUUUCAUCCUUCUCCUAUUUUAAUUAUAACGAUACGUAGAUAUUAAGCGCUCUUUUAGUAUUUUAUUCGAGCUAACCUAAAUGUUUUAUCCGAUCAAGUAUUGCGGAAAUUGGAAUGUUGCCGACGGACCUCGCUAGGAAAUAUACUUGUUAUUUAUAAUGUCGCGUAACGCUUGUAUAUUUAAACGCGUUACUUAUAAAGCCUCUAUCUAUUACCGUCACUGUCAACCAAGUUGCCCGUGACUCUUAUUCGGCAUUAUAUUAUAUUAUACUAUUUUACUUGCGUAACAUCGUGUUUGUAAAUAUUCGAUUCUCUAAGAUAAUGAAUUAAAGAAAUUUACAUAUGUG
Osmia bicornis bicornis is the source of this 3019-nucleotide messenger RNA. It is a transcript of the gene aos, whose product is annotated as protein giant-lens. Lineage: Eukaryota; Metazoa; Arthropoda; Insecta; Hymenoptera; Megachilidae. The record is from RefSeq and is a predicted model, not a curated record. The transcript is spliced from 4 exons. The coding region runs from base 1569 to 2465 and encodes 298 amino acids.